Molecule: messenger RNA, 1356 nt
Organism: Debaryomyces fabryi
Lineage: Eukaryota; Fungi; Ascomycota; Pichiomycetes; Serinales; Debaryomycetaceae
Exons: 1
Coding region: 1-1356 (451 amino acids)
Source: RefSeq, a predicted model, not a curated record
AUGUCAGUAGAUGAUUUAGAGAUUCAAAGAAAUUUAGACCAAGGAAAGCAAUUCUCCUUUCCUUCAGAGCAUUAUUUAGAUCGGAAAAAGAUCAUUAGAAGCUUGCCUAAUGAGGUUGACUUAUUUGAUUUAUCGAGUGUCAACUUAGAGAAAAUUUAUAAAGAUCUUCGGAAAUUGGAUGAGGACAAAUCCGUUCAGUUGAAAUAUUAUAAGAAGUAUUUAAGAAAUUAUGAUGAUUUGAUUAACAAUUUGAUACAAGAGUUCAAUGGAAUAAAUUCUAAAUUUAAGUCUUUGAGAAGGGAAGAAAUUACAAAUCUUUCGUUAUCUCCUUCAGCUUUUUAUUAUAAAGAAAAUUUAUUGAAUCAACCUUACAACGUUGUUGGGUUUGAUAGAAGUAUAAGUGGAUUACCUUUACGUACAGGCAAAAAUAAAUUAACUGACGUUUGUUAUCCUAAAGAGUUUAUCGAAGACUUGCAAAUGUACAGAAAAAAAAUACCUAUUCAUAAGCGGGACUUGAAUUUUUUAGAACAAGAGAAGGAUUCUGUUAAUAUCGAUCCAAAAUAUUUGAACAAAAGACCAAUUCGAAAUGAAAUUGAUGACAACUUCAAUAAAUUCUUGGACAUUAUUUAUGAAAACGAAGUUCCUGAGUUUACAAUUCACUACGAAAAUGUGAAUCAGUAUAAUUUAUUACCUAAUAUCUCUCAAGAGUUAUAUGAUGACUUCGAAAAUGAGAUCUUCCAAUUACGGAGCUUUUUGCAGAGUCAAAUUAAAUCCCAUAUUACUAAAAAUGGUUCCAAAAUUUUAUUAUUUGGCAAUCAGGAAAUUAAGACAAACCAAUUUAAAUUAUGUGAAAUCCUAAAACCAAAUCACCUAAAUGCAUCGUCUUUAUUGGUUAUUAACUACAACCUAAAGCAGUUCAAUGCUUUUCCAAACUAUUCUGCAUUAUUGAAUUCCAGAAGACAAGUGAAGAACUUAUCUAAUCAUUUGUUCAAGCUAUUUUUAAUCAAUUUAGAAGAUCAAAUUGAUACUUUGAUCAGAAUGAAGUAUCAUGGUACAAAUGAUAUGAAGAAUUUUAUGAAGCACUUGAAAUCUACAAUAAAAUCUACUAUUAUGAAUAAAUUGAUUCCUUCCUGCAUUUCUAACAUUAGACAGCGUCAGCCAUACUACCAUAUUGAUGCUUUGAUUCAUGACGUUUCUUCAAAUAUUCCGUUCAAAAGAAUUUAUUGGAAAGAUUAUUCCUUAUAUAAUUCGGUUUCUCCGAGAUCUAAGAACUAUAAUAAUCACAAGCAUAGCUUCAUAGUGAACAAGAUGAUGUUGGAAUCUUAUAUCAACAGAGGUGUGCGCGCAUCAAAAUAA